CCACAGAAUCUACAACCCCACCCCCUGAGCCCACUACAACAACUGCAACACCAACCACAACCACAGAAUCUACAACCCCAACCCCUGAACCCACUACAACAACUGCAACACCAACCACAACCACAGCAUCGACAACCCCACCCAAUGAACCCACUACAACACCUGAAACACCAACCACAGAAUCUACAACCCCACCCCCUGAACCCACUACAACAACUGCAACACCAAACACCAACCACAGAAUCUACAACCCCACCCCCUGAACCCACUACAACAACUGCAACACCAACCACAACCACAGAAUUGACAACCCCACCCCCUGAACCCGCUACAACACCUGAAACACCAACCACAGAAUCUACAACCCCAGCCCCUGAACCCACUACAACACCUGAAACACCAACCACAACCACAGAAUCUACAACCCCAACCCCUGAACCCACUACAACAACUGAAACACCAACCACAACCACAGAAUCUACAACCCCACCCCCUGAGCCCACUACAACAACUGCAACACCAACCACCACCACAGCAUCUACACCACCUGAACCAACUACAACACCUGAAACACCAACCACAGAAUCUACAACCCCACCCCCUGAACCCACUACAACAACUGAAACACCAACCACAACCACAGAAUCUACAACCCCACUUCCUGAACCCACUACAACAACUGAAACACCAACCACAACCACAGAAUUGACAACCCCACCCCCUGAACCCACUACAACAACUGCAACACCAACCACCACCACAGCAUCUACAACCCCACCCCCUGAACCCACUACAACAACUGGAACACCUGCAACAACCACAGCAUCUACAGCCCCACCAACAGCUGAAACACCAACCCCAACCAUACCAACUAAUCCUACCACUACAACAACUGGAACAUCAACUACAACCACAGCAUCUACAGCCCCACCAACUGAACCUACGACUAAAGCUGAAACACCAACCACAACACCGGUAAUACCUGAAGUUGGCCCCACUUUAUCAACAUCAAUGCCUUCAACUGAAAAAGUUAUUGCAACUACAGAAUGUUUCUGUAUAUGGAAUGGAAAUCAUUAUAGGCCAGUUUAA
Notothenia coriiceps (black rockcod) is the source of this 1089-nucleotide messenger RNA. Its product is annotated as integumentary mucin A.1-like. The record is from RefSeq and is a predicted model, not a curated record. Lineage: Eukaryota; Metazoa; Chordata; Actinopteri; Perciformes; Nototheniidae. The coding region runs from base 145 to 1089 and encodes 314 amino acids. The transcript is spliced from 2 exons.